Molecule: messenger RNA, 1509 nt
Organism: Trichophyton verrucosum HKI 0517
Lineage: Eukaryota; Fungi; Ascomycota; Eurotiomycetes; Onygenales; Arthrodermataceae
Exons: 1
Coding region: 1-1509 (502 amino acids)
Source: RefSeq, a predicted model, not a curated record
AUGGCUACUCUGCCACUACCGCCUCAUCGCUCCCUUCUCCAUGGGGUCGAGCAGCUGCCGCCAUACACCCCGCGCAGAACACCUAUGAACGACCCUGAAACAGCAUCUAUACAUUCCGAUGCGCCGUCGUAUGUUUCUGCUGCACCGUCCUACCACUCAUAUCUACCAGCAUCCCACCGACGGGCGAGCGAUGUUCUCACUGGCACCCCUUCACCAGCUGAAAGUCAGCCGCAGCAUCAACCUCGUCAAGACACGCAGCAGAGACAGGAGCGACAGACGGCUCGAACUCAGCCUGCACACAAUAAUAACUCAAACCGACAUGGCCUCCCUCCGACACCGAUGUACGCCCGUGGUUUCGAGAAUCGCAUCGGCCCAAUAUCCCCCUUCAGCAAUUCAUCCAAUUUCACCGCCCGCUCUAUACGCAACACUGCUUCUAGCCUUCGGUCAAUAUACAACUCGUCAGAGUGGGUGCCGGUAACAAGCGGUCUGCAGUCGCGCCAUUAUAGAAAUGUUGCAAACAGGCGUGUGACAAGUUCGUCCAGCGAAAUCAAUGCCAUAUCGAGAUUUAUAUUCCCAGGUCUUUUCCAGACAACAACCGAUCUCUCAACGUCCAGUAUCUCAGAGACGGAGAACCGGCCUUCUUCGUCAAGAAAUACAACGGUGCCAUCUUCCCUUGGACAGGCACAUAACUCCUCCACCGUCACGCUCGUUCGUUCUCCGACAGAAGAACCACCCACCGUAUCGACUGCAAAUGAGAUAGCCUCGCCCAUGCAUUCUGGCAUACAUCUUCCAUUAUCUCCCCAUGAGGAUCCUGACCUGGUUGGCGAAGAAGCUGCAGCUCGCUUCCGAUCUCAGCGGCUUUACAUGGCAUCGCAGCAAGAAGAACUGAAUCGAGUCCGCUAUCCAACGCCACCUCGAAGCCCUGCACAACAGCCAGAACCGCCUAGCCAACCAGGGUUGGUAUAUCAGUAUAGUUCGCUCGUAUCGCCUGCGUCUACUUCAAUUGAAUUCACCCCUUCACCAGAACAGCAGCGGAGAGCUCGUAUGACGGGCUCCCCAGUUUCGUCAGAUAAUUUGUUACUUCGGCCAAGGCCUAGUAGGGACCGCAUUGAAGCGACUAGGUCUCAGAGCCCAGAAACACAGCAACUGAAUAUCCAUCCCCUCACACCAACACCAACACAGACACCUGCUACUGCACGCAAUACAACAGCUACACUCAGUGCAGAAGCAGGGCCCAGCACAAGCACAACUGCAAGGUAUAACCGCAGAUCUGUUGUCGACCAUGAUAAAUUAGUCUUGCGUGCUCAGGAGGCACAGAACUGGGACUUCAUGUUAGCCCAGAUGGCAGAUGGAGAAGGCCGCGAGCGUAGCUGGAAGAAGAGGUAUAAGGGGCAAGUUGAGAAGCAAAUUCACAUUGCGAGACAUUUGAAGUUAGGACCUCUUCUCAUGGUUGGAUGGAGGAGGCGGCUAGAGGAAAGGAAGAAGGCAAAGGCAAGGGCAUUUAGUUAA